ACAGGCUGGAAAACUGUGCAGACACCAAGGGAUCAGAGCUCACUGUCCCAGGCCCCAGGCAGGUGUUGGAAGAUGAAAGAGAGCAGCCUCGGCCCCAGGAUGUCCAGCGAACAUGAGAACACAGACAGGUUUCCCCCAAAAUGUAUAUUCAAGCACUUCAAGAGACAGAAAGUGGCUAUUUCUAAUGCGAUAAAAACUGCAUUUCCUUUUCUUGAGGGCCUCCGAGACCAUGAACUUAUCACUGGUAAAAUGUAUGAUGAUUUGCAAGAGUCUCUUAGAGCACUGGUCCCUGUAGACAAAGUGAUCUACAGAGCCCUGGAAGAACUGGAGAAGAACUUUAAAAGGGAGGUCCUGAAUGAAUUGUUCAAUAAAGUCAACAUGGAGAAGUACCCUCAUUUGAAAGCCAUUUGUGAAAGCUUUAAAAAUGGCCAGUUGAGGAUAUAGCAGUACAAAACUAAUGUGUCAUGCGUCAUCUGAAAACUUAUG
This is a messenger RNA of Arvicanthis niloticus (Nile rat), 486 nucleotides long. NCBI's taxonomy places the organism in Eukaryota, Metazoa, Chordata, Mammalia, Rodentia, Muridae. The record is from RefSeq and is a predicted model, not a curated record.